Cuscuta epithymum is the source of this 1464-nucleotide messenger RNA. Lineage: Eukaryota; Viridiplantae; Streptophyta; Magnoliopsida; Solanales; Convolvulaceae. The record is from the annotation of a GenBank genome assembly.
UGUUUAGGGGGUAAAAAUGUUGUUUUAAUCAAAGACAUCACUUUUAUCGCAUCAUCAUCCGAAGCCCUAGAAUUUACAGGAAAUUCCAAUCCAUCGUUCUCGCCCGACCCAAUCUAAUCCACACCGUCCAUCGACCGAUCUCCCCAAUCAUCGCCGGCGACUCAACCGAAGUCUUCUCACACAUAUCUCCGGCGCGAAAUCGUACGGUACCGCCGUCAAUUAUCUGUCGGCAACAAUCGAACCUGGCUUUCUCUUGAAUGCUGAAUACAGGUAACGGGUGUAUAAAGUUGUGAUCUUGGCUUGAGAUGGAAGGGAGCGAAGAGGGGGUGAUGCAUCAGCAUCCUCAAGUUCAUUACCUGCAGGAGCAUGAUGAUCACCAUCACCAUGGUUUUAUGAACAAUGUGGGUGUGAUGGAGCAUGAUGGUGAUGAUGGUGGUGGUGGGAAUGGAGGGAGCGAAGGAAGUGACUGUAUGGAAGGUGAUGUUGCUACUGCUGAUCCCGGGAAUCUGUCAGAUAAUCAUCAUAGUGCAAUGGUAGUUCAUGGUAGUGGUGAAACUAGUAAUCAGCUGACCCUCUCGUUCCAGGGGCAGGUGUAUGUGUUUGAUUCUGUGUCGCCUGACAAGGUGCAAGCUGUGCUCUUAUUGCUAGGUGGACGCGAGGUCCCUCCAACCACUCCUAUGUCUGUACCAAAUCACAAUUAUAGAGGGGUACCUGCUGUUCCUCAGAAGCUUAACGUUCCACAAAGAAUCGCAUCAUUAAUUAGAUUCAGAGAAAAGCGUAAAGACCGGAAUUAUGAUAAGAAAAUCCGUUACACUGUCAGAAAGGAGGUUGCUCUCAGGAUGCAACGAAACAAAGGCCAGUUUACAUCUUCAAAACCCAAUCAAGAUGAAUCUGCAACUGCUUCAAACUGGGACUCGUCUCAGGGAUGGGCUUCCAAUGGGGGCGGAUCUCAAAUUCAAACUCAAGAGAUUUUCUGCCGGCACUGUGGUAUUAGUGAGAAAUCAACGCCAAUGAUGCGACGUGGACCAGAAGGUCCAAGGACCCUUUGCAAUGCAUGUGGGCUAAUGUGGGCAAAUAAGGGAACUCUGAGAGAUUUGUCAAAAACGCCACCGCCGCCACCACCCCCAGGACAAAGUUCAUCCCUUCAGCAAAGCGAAGAGUUGUGGCAGAAUGGAAAUGUGCAGGGUGCUCAAAUUAUUAUUAAAAGUGGAGAAGAUGGAGACGAGUCACUGUGAUUUUUUUACACUAUUUGUUUAAACUACAAUGACUGUAUGAUAGAAGCCUGUAGUUUAAUCUUUGAACGCCUUGCUCUUACUCCAUACUAUCCUGUCCCAUCAUUUCAUUUACUAGCUUUUGUGGUUUCUUCUGUGUAUCAUAGACAAUGUAAAACAGAUCACUCACUUCAUAGAAAUUCAAGUUAAUUAUCUUUGUAUUUUGAAAUAUCAUUACGAAUUUGGAUCUGAC